CUUUUCCUCCGUAAUACGGAGUGGCUAUCUUCCUCAAGCGAAGCCUUUUGGGAGCUAUGAAGAUAUUUUACGGUCUUACAAAGAGAGCGCGCUUCGUGGACCUGAUCGCAGGAUAGAAGAAAACAAUCAUACGGUGUAUUUCGCAACAGAAAUUGAGUUGAGCCCUUACUCUCCAGGGCCGCAAUGGCAUCGCCCAAGUUGCAUCCCGCCGAGUCAUCGCGCAGAUCAAGCAGCGAACACAGCCAAGGCAUGGCUGCUGCAUGUCACGAUGACUGUGUGGGAACUUCAACCAUGGUUGAUGCCGGGCAUGGCGCAGAUACGGCUGUGCAGGGCACACCGAACCGCGAUGAACAUGGACGCGGCUGGCUUGCGCAGCGACUAGAGGGUGAAGUUACCCUCAAGCAUGCAGACAUCAUAUUCCUUUUCUGCUACUUCCUGUCCGGACUGUGCGACAGCUCUGUUUUCAGGGCCUGGGGAUGUUUUGUUAGCAUGCAGACCGGCAACACCGUUUUCCUGGGCCUCGGAGCCUCAGACUACGCGUUCCGAAAAACCUCCAAGUGGCUCAAGUCCCUGGUUUCAAUCUGCUCGUUCGUGAUCGGCAGCUGCGUCUUCUCCAUGAGCAGAUGGAUCGGUCCGCAGAAGCGGCGCACCCUCGUCAGCACAUUCGCGAUCCAGUGCGCCCUCCUCAUCAUCGCUGCAUCCCUGCUCCAGUCUGGCGCGAUUUCGGGGAAGACGGGACCCCAAUCCAGCAGCGGCGGCAGCGGCAGCGGGAUCGUCACCGCAGAUGACCCUCAGCCGGACAAGGCCAUGUUUCUCGAACUCGUCCCCAUCGCGCUCGUUGCCUUCCAGUCCUCCGGGCAGAUGGCGGCCAGCCGCCUUCUCGGAUUCAACGAGAUCCCCACGACCGUCCUGACCAGUCUGUACUACGACCUCGCGUCCGAUCCGGGGCUGCUACUGCCCCUAUCGCAGAACGUAAAACGAAACAGACGGCUCAACGCCGCGAUUGGCGUUAUUGCCGGCGCAAUCUUUGGCGGGUGGCUGGCGCGCGCGACCGGGGGCAUCGAGACGGCGUUGUGGAUUGCGGCGGCUAGCAAGUUCGUGAUAGCGAAUAGCUGGUUGUUCUGGAAGGGAGAGCAGAAGAUCCCGUCGCCAGUUUGACGAGCAUAAUUGGCUGGCGGGUGGAAAUGGAUUUGCUUACAGUAUUACGAUGAAGGCGGCGCUUGCAUGUUGCUGACGGGCUUUCCCGGUGGCCUGCGCCGUAAAACACAAAAGUCUUACUGUUUAUAAAGAGAUAGAUAUGUAGAUACCCCCCCCCAAAUGGACGACACCCUCACGAUAGACAUACCAUACAGAGAAUACGAGGGAACUAACAUUC
Messenger RNA from Coccidioides immitis RS, 1375 nucleotides. RefSeq lists its product as uncharacterized. The record is from RefSeq and is a predicted model, not a curated record. Lineage: Eukaryota; Fungi; Ascomycota; Eurotiomycetes; Onygenales; Onygenaceae. The transcript has 2 exons. The coding region runs from base 184 to 1158 and encodes 324 amino acids.